Acanthisitta chloris (rifleman) is the source of this 1398-nucleotide messenger RNA. It is a transcript of the gene PLA2G7, whose product is annotated as phospholipase A2, group VII (platelet-activating factor acetylhydrolase, plasma). The transcript has 11 exons. The record is from RefSeq and is a predicted model, not a curated record. Lineage: Eukaryota; Metazoa; Chordata; Aves; Passeriformes; Acanthisittidae. Gene Ontology annotation, molecular function: 1-alkyl-2-acetylglycerophosphocholine esterase activity. Bases 1 to 1398 code for a protein of 465 amino acids.
AUGCAUAGGCUGCUUUUCCUUGAAGAGCUGCAAAAUCCUCCCUCUGUGCGGUUCCUAGCACCGCAGACCUCCCGAGUGCCACCACGGCCUCCCCAGACAGAGGCUGCAUCCCGCCUUUCUCUAAGUACACGGUGCUCUCUGAUCCUUGGAAUUCAGGAUACUCCAAGAAAAUUCCCCAGUAGAACAGGUCAGGCACCAAUGGAAAUGUGGAGCAGCAGCACUGACAAGUUUUACAGGAUCCCCGAAGGAAAGGGACCGCACUCAGUAGGAUGUACAGACCUGAUGACAGAAAAUGCAGUUGAGGGAAGCUUUUUGCGCCUGUAUUAUCCAGCAUGCGACGCCACAGAUAUCGAAGAGGCACGAUGGAUUCCAGACAAAGAAUACUAUCAGGGUCUCUCUGACUUCCUUAAUUUGUACCGAAUUGUAGGAGAAAGGCUUUUCCAUUACUAUGUGGGUUCGGUGACCUGUCCUGCAAAGUCAAAUGCUGCUUUUAAGCCAGGAGAAAAAUACCCACUGCUCGUUUUUUCCCACGGACUUGGAGCUUUUCGGACAAUCUAUUCUGCUAUUUGCAUUGAGAUGGCUUCUCAGGGCUUUAUAGUGGCUGCUGUGGAGCACAGAGAUGAAUCUGCUUCAGCAACAUAUUACUGUAAAAGAAGGUCCGUUUCUGAAUCACAGGAAGAGUCUAAGUCAUACAUGGAGAAGGAGUGGAUCUACUACAGGAAACUAAAAACUGGAGAGGAGGAGCGUUGCUUGCGCCAUAAGCAGGUGCAGCAAAGAGCACAGGAGUGUAUCAAAGCUCUCAAUCUCAUUCUCAAAAUCAAUUCAGGAGAGGAAAUAACAAAUGUACUACAUUCAGACUUUGACUGGAAUAGCCUAAAGGAUUCUGUUGAUACUAGCAGAAUAGCUGUGAUGGGACACUCUUUUGGUGGUGCUACAGUUAUUGAGAGUCUCAGCAAAGAAAUAAGAUUCAGGUGUGGCAUUGCCCUCGAUGCGUGGAUGCUUCCUGUAGGUGAUGACAUUUACGAAAACAGUGUCCAGCAGCCGCUGCUUUUUAUCAACUCUGAAAAGUUCCAGUGGGUUGAUAACAUCUUAAAGAUGAAGCAGCUCAUCUCCAGUGACACAAACAAGAAAAUGAUCACUAUCAAGGGGUCAGUACAUCAGAGCUUUCCUGACUUCACCUUUGUGAGUGGAGGAAUCAUAGCAAAAUUUUUCAAAUUAAAAGGAGAAAUAGAUCCAAAUGAAGCUAUUGAUAUCAGCAAUCAUGCUUCAUUAGCCUUCCUGCAGAAACAUCUGAUGCUUAAGAAAGAUUUUGACAAGUGGGAUUCUCUUGUGGAUGGCAUAGGACCCAAUGUUAUUCCUGGAACCAAUAUUGACGUAUCUCCAGCCGAACCUGAAUAA